GCUAUCAUGAAGCGACAAAGAACUGGAAAGCAUCCUCAGUUAGAAGAGGCUGUUGCUCUUUGGAUAUCUCGAACUGUUGAAGCAUCGCAGAGGAUCACAGGUGAAAUAAUACAAGGAAAAGCAAAAAAGCUCUUGACGUAA
Molecule: messenger RNA, 141 nt
Organism: Paraglomus brasilianum
Lineage: Eukaryota; Fungi; Glomeromycota; Glomeromycetes; Paraglomerales; Paraglomeraceae
Source: the annotation of a GenBank genome assembly